AUGGCAGUCAGGGAUUGGAAAAAACAAUACUCUGCUGCUGUUGAAAAAAACCGAGACUGGCGAGACUUGUACGCUCUGGUAUCUGGGAGGAAGGGCAGACCUCCCGUUGAAUAUGUGACGAAAGAGCUUAGCAAAAACAAAGACAGAAUAAUAAGUGGUCUCAAGUACUUCCAGUCCCAAGAAGUUAAAUCCUCGGCUCAGAAGGACAAUAGUUUGUUCAGUGAAAGUGGUAGCGGUUGGAGUAAAGAUGCAAAAAACGAUCUAACAGCGCCCUCUUUGAUCAACAAGCUUAAUUUAAUGACUGGAAUGGAAUCUGGUCUAGCAUGGGAAGUCCUAUCCAACUACUUGCAGUAUGCUUUCCGAGGACCUCCAGACAGUCUUCAAAAACUGUUGGCUCAAAAUGAGGAAAAAGCACAAGGAGUAAUUGCGGAUCUAUUCUGCUUUUACUUCAGAGAAAGAAUGUUUAUUUUGAAAAUUCUCUAUUACAUUCUCACAAAUACUGAUGGGGAUCUGUACAGUGCUGCAUUCCGAGACUUUAUCAAGGACAACAUCAAGUUCCGGGAGUUGUACGAGUCACUGUUUGGUCAGUUGAAGACAUUGUCCGAUGUCCACCAGCCCAACUUGUCCUGUUUGAGUCACGUGUGUGCGCCACGCUACCUCACGUUCUGGUGUGACCACAACCUGCGGGAACGUGUACAGAUCACCAAACUGAUGAUUUUGGUGCUCAAACACUGCCACGGAGAUCUGCCUGCGAUAUCUCGUGUAAAGGAAAUGCUAGAACUGGUUGAGAGUUCUAAAGCAACAGAAAGAGAGUCUUCUAGCCGUUCAAAAGAAUCUCCUUACAAAAUUUUACGCCAAUUUUAUGUUGUACAUAUAAUUCAGCUGAUUGGAUUUGAUUCACUCUCUGGUGAAGAAGCAAGGUGGACUCAGAAGGAGAUGUUCUCAGAUAUCAAUGAGAAGAUUAAGUUUGCGAUGGACCGGAGAGCCGAAGAAGGGCCGGCUCUGUUGAGUGUUUGGUUCAUUGUCCACUUCUUGACUCCACUGGGCACUGGAUCCCCGGCUAUGAGGGAGUUUAUAGCACACACCGUCAAAGCUGCCAACCCGUGGAAAUAUUUCAAUACUUUGCUAACAUCACCUGAUGUACAGGAUGACAAAGCUGUAUGUGCCGCUGUUCACUACGCUGUCUAUCAAGUAGCAUUCCUCUCUGUAGUAAACUUUGGCCUGGACUAUGUGAGGUGUCAGGACUUCUACAGACUGGUCGCUCUGCUUGUGAGGGACAACCAGGUGCUCAAACAUUUCUGGCUCACAGAGAACGACGGCCUUCAACUAGUGCUAAGAGAGUGUGAGAGGUUCUUUCCCGUCGUUUGGGAACCCGUGUUUGACAUUUACACAUCGAUCGCUUCUCAGAGUGAAGAAUAUGUGAACAAGAUUGAGAAAAGAGUCGAAACCGAGGUAAAGUUCACCCAGCUCCAGUCGAGGGUGGUGAACAUGGAGGCGUUGGGAAACAAUGUGUUUCGCAGCCUUGAGCCAGUCAGACCCUUCAUAGCCUCAGACCAGAACGUGAUUCCCGAGGGAACACGGUGCGUUGUGUCCGGGGAAACUGACAUCUACAUCCACUGGGACUUCUCCGUCUCCAUCUGGCAUGUUGUCAAAGAAACGCUCUUCAAGUGGUCACAAAAGAUGACUCAGUACCCCAAACCUCCUGAGGCAGAGAUGAAACUGCUGCGAACUAACGUGUUGUCUGUUUUGGCCUUUUACAAUGAAGUGUUAAAGAAUAGAAAGGAGCACAAGAAAAUUGUGUUUUUUGCUGUCGAUGAAAUGUUCUCACGCCUGGAAUUGUACCAUGAGCGCAAGGAUGCAGAAAUGCUAAAUGCCUGUCUUAAGACCUGUACAUUACUGUUAAAGCACUACCCCAAGGACGUGGUGAUGCUGCUAAAAGUAUCCAGAGCUAUUCCAGACAUGGACCACGUGGUCAUGGACCAUGUCACAUGCGCCAAAGGUGACUUCUACCACUCCAACGGGGUCAAGACCAUCCUGGAACUGGUAGAACUAAACACUGGAACAUUCACUGUCCUGGUCUCCUACUUGGAGUUCAUACUUAAACUAUUUGAGUUGCCAACAGUGUUUGAGUCAUGGACGGCUCUGGCAGGAGUGCAGUUUGUCCUACGAGAUGUCUUCCCCCACUACAACCAGUGGAUAUUUAGAGACGAGCGGCAUCGGAUACACAUAGAGUGGCUGUGUAUCCAGAUCAUCGGUUGUGUGCUGAGCGUAACCCCGGAGGAGAUAUAUCCGGCGGAAACCAGCGUUUUGAAGAAGAUUGACGUUCAAGGCAAUCAACCCCUGAAUAGCAUCCUUCCCACAAAGAAUCUUUUUGCCAACACAACUCUUUACCACCUGCUCAAUUGGGAGCCUGCCAUUGCGCUUAUCCAUAUUGUUUCCAUUGGUGACCAGCAACUGUUUUCUUGGGUUGAAAGUUUUCACAGUUGGGAUUCAAAAAGCUGUGAAGAAUUGAUCAGUUCAAUCCACACUUCACUGGCAAUUCUAGACAAGUGUAUUCUGCUCAAACAUGCCCACAAGGACUACAAGAGCCUGACUCGGCUAGAGAGGGAGAUCUACAAGGAGCCCAAGGAGACUGACACAUACAAAGUAGUGAUCAACACAGCAGGAUAUGUCUACAACUGUCUCAGUCCAGACGUGCGUUACAACUCGGUCAAAGUCAUAUCCAGGUUUGCAGAUAACAGACAUCAGUCACUCAUGGCCUGUAUUGGUAUGGAGGCCAACACAAUGAGGCAGAUGUACCUCAAACCCCUGUACUCAUCCACAGAGUCAGAAGAAAUAAAGGUGGCAGUUCUGGAGCUGGUCACAGAAUGCGUUCACAAGCAAGCAAGUCUAGCUGAGGCGUUCUUGAACGCUUUAGAGCUGAAGGAGUGUGUACAGAAAAAAUCAGGCGAAGAAUCAGAGGGUUUUGUACACAUUGCCCUGGCCAUCAUUCGGAAGCGCAAGGAGACUCCGAGUGACAGAGCGUACUUGGCGAGUGUUCAACUUCUCCAUGCUAUCUGGCAUGAGCGUCGCACUCUAGUCAUAUCCUACAUCCGCAUGAGGGAUAACUUCUUCAACAACUUCUGCUAUCCUCUCUUUCAUGUUACCAAGUGGCAGAGACAAGUCAUUCCAGCCUUUGCCUACAUCCUGACCUGCCUCGGAACUGAGAUAUUCUGGUAUAAGGACCAAGUACACGAAUCUCUCAAGAAAUUUUUGACAGACCUUUUCAAAGAAGGCCACAUAACCCGACUAUCUGUGUACUGUACUGACCAGUCUCGUGGCAUUGUGCCGGAAGAGUUGGGAGAAGAUGAAGCUAACCUGACCCACACGGCGGACAGCACCAAGAACUUGAUAGCUUGGAAGGAAUUCAUCUAUGUUCUUGUCAAGUCUUUCCCUGACCUGUGGAAGAAAGACGAGAAAGAAGGUGGUUCAGAGAAGUCAAACUCACAGAAGCAUGUAUUGUGCAUUCACACGUUGUUUGCUUUGAUGAAUGAAAUCAACCGACAAGGGAACAUGUUGGCAAUCAGCAACCUGGCAGAGCUCUAUCUGCUGUUGGUCACCACUUGGAAAUUAGAAGGAGUGAAGGAUGAGAGUUUAGUGGCUUUGAAGAAGAUUUCAUCAAUUUUGACCCAACUUGCUCAUCACUACAAGUUUUUUACAGACUCUGCUACAUACAACAUCUUGGCUGCUUGCUGUAGAUUCUUUGAGUGUACAACAUUCUCACAAGCCAACAUAUCAAGUACAGACUGGGAGAUCCACAAUGAGCGAAUAGUCCGAGCUGUGUGUUUACUUCUGUGCAAAGAGUUAGAGAGCAGUCUGAUAGAGAGAGAGAGUGAACGGACGCGUCAGAUCUUGCCUUCCCUGCUGUGUUUGGCCAUCACACUAGGCACUACAGUAGGUCAGCAGUCUCCUGGGCUGUGGCAUGGUCUGGUGUCUCAACACCAUGUCACCUCACAACUUAUCGAGGCUGCGGCAUCUGCCCUGCAGGCCAAGGAAAUGUCAGACUCUGGCCUACUGAUGUUGGAGUUACUGUCACUGCUCACAGAGGAUGAUGAGUGGUCGUUCCGUCAGGUAGACAUACUAGAGCUACACACAGCUUGGGACAGUCUCAAACCUCCCAUACACAACUUGUUUGGACCAGUUCCAGUGUGCCUUGAGGAGAAGUCGCUGUUUGAGGCCACCAACUGGUUCCCCGUGUACAUGCGAGCUCUCAACCUGGUGUCAGCCUUGGUCAGCCACUCUUGUACCACCACGCAGGAACUGGGCUUCGACUUUGUGUACCAACACGAGAAGUUCAUCUGUGAUAUAUUUGAGUUUAAAGACGACUCUCUGAAGGAGACAGCCCUGGAGCUUGUGUCCUCGGCCUUGAGACUGUUGUGGCAUGUGACCCAGGCCGUGGUGCCGUGGAACUGGAAACUCAAGUCUACUUUGUCUAGGAUACUUGUAAAAGUGAAGCAGUACGUAGCCACCUUGGUAGACCUGCUAGGAGAUCCCAGUCAUCUGCUUAAGCGGAAGUCACUGGCUCAGAACCAGAAGACUUUUCCUCCCCCAGAACUGAAGGGCAAGGACAUGCACUUAGAACUGCAGUUUCUUCAGAACAGACUGGUGGGUAUGCUGAUAGAGUGCAUGUCAGUGCUGAAGGAGACAUGUCCUCUACACAGUGACUUGCUGUCAGCUGACAGACUGGGACUGCCGAUAUUCAAGCUUCGUCUGUUAGUGGAGCCGAGACCUCCAGCCGAGACUGGGCCCGAGUAUCACACUCUCAUCAACAUCAUCAACAUGGUCGCAAAGAGGCUGGCCUCUAAUCUCAGAAUAUCGCCACGGUCUGGGAGCAAGUCAUCAACAGCUGAUAGCAACAGGACAAAGACAAAUGCUGAUAGUACAAGUGAACUGGCCUCCCCAUCACAAGGUGCAGGCAAGGAUGACACCUACUUUGCUGCCAAGCUGUCGUCAUGUAGUCAGAGCGACUUGAAGCUGUUGCUGGAGCUGACUGUCCACUACAUGAUCUCCAACACUCUACUCACCAUACUGUCUGACCAGAUGGGCUUCCAUCAGUCAGUCAUCUUCCUCAGGGACAUAUCUACUGAGGCGAAAACUUUUCUAGAGUAUGCUCAAAGGCUGAGUUAUGGGAAAGAAGAGAUCACCAACUGGAAGAGUAGACAUGUACCAUCCCGCAGUUAUAAACCACUUACGUGGGAAACAUCGGAUGACAAUGUUAUGGAAGACUCUUUCUCGUUAGGUUGCAUUCCAUUGCAAGAUUCCAUGUCAGAACCUUCCACUUCCGUGCGAAGGUCUGCCUCUCCGGAUCCUACCAGUGAGUUGUCCAAGAGACUGAAGGUGACUCAGAUCAGAGUACCUCCCAGUCUGCAGCACUUCCUACCUCCCACACUGGAGUUUGAUCUUACGUUCCAACCCAAGGAGAGAGACCAGAAGAAGAGUCCUGACAGUGCAGAGGAACCACCAUCAGACGCAGAAUCCACGGAGUUUAUAUUGUUUUGCAAUCACAUUCUGAAACAGAUGUUUGGAAUGCACGGAUUUGACGAACGGUCGCUUAGAAGUGCUUGUUGACGAUGGUAAGAUGUAUACUAGUUGUUGUGUAUGCCAGCGUUUUAGUCUCUGGUGAUACUGAUUAACACGUACAAAAGUAUGUUGUAUUUGCCAUCUUGAGCUAUGGACUAUAUUGCUGGGUCAGAAUAGAUAAAGUCAGGUGAACAAAAUAAAGGAACUAAACUGAUGCUUUUUUGUCAGCCACUCCAAUUUUCCCAUAGCUCAAGAUGUUUUAAAUUAACUGAGUUUAAGCAGUUUUUGUUAUAGAUUGAUUUGACCAGAUUCAGUGUAAUGAGUCGUAAAUGAAAUCGGGUUAUCUUCAAUUGAAGAAUAAUACUAUAAAGAUUGCUUUCCCGAUUUGUCAAUUUUGUGACAUGCAAACCCAAAGAAAAAAUAUUAGAUGUUUAGAAAACAGUCGGAAUAUUUGACAAAAUAUUUUGGCUUGGAUUUGUGUAAUGUAGGAUUUGGUUGAAAGAACUGUAUUAUAACCUGUACUGCAGAAACUGCAACUUUUAGUAAUAACAAAGUAAGUUACAAGAUUAAAUAAAAUUAAAAAUGUAUGUGAGUUUAAAAUUGCAACACAAGUCUUCAGGAAAAAACAGUUGAUAAAACAAACGUAAACUAUCUCAUAUUUUAACAUAUUAUUGAGUAAUUCUAUUUUUGAAUUUAGUAACUAUUGAGGGGAAAGUCCCAUGUUUCUAUUAUUAUUCUCAAAAUCACGCAGUCAUUUUGUAUUAACUGUUAUAA
Molecule: messenger RNA, 6333 nt
Organism: Macrosteles quadrilineatus (aster leafhopper)
Lineage: Eukaryota; Metazoa; Arthropoda; Insecta; Hemiptera; Cicadellidae
Gene: Nup188
Product: nucleoporin Nup188
Exons: 30
Coding region: 1-5607 (1868 amino acids)
Biological process (GO): protein import into nucleus; RNA export from nucleus
Cellular component (GO): nuclear pore inner ring
Molecular function (GO): structural constituent of nuclear pore
Source: RefSeq, a predicted model, not a curated record